Mus caroli (Ryukyu mouse) is the source of this 444-nucleotide messenger RNA. The record is from RefSeq and is a predicted model, not a curated record. NCBI's taxonomy places the organism in Eukaryota, Metazoa, Chordata, Mammalia, Rodentia, Muridae.
AUGGUGGAGCUCACUGCUGAGGAGAAGGCAGCCAUCACUGCCACAUGGACUAAGGUGAAGGCAGAAAAACUUGGUGUUGAGUCCCUGGAAAGAAUACUGACGGCUUAUCCACACACCAAGAGAUACUUUGACCACUUUGGAGACUUCUCCUUCUGUACUGCCACUGAAGGUAACCCCCAGCUGAAGGCUCUUGGUAAGAAGAUGAUGGAAUCCUUUAGUGAGGGCCUGAAACACCUGGACAACCUGAACUACACCUUUACCAGCCCGAUUGAGCUGCACCGUGACAAUCUUCAUAUGGAUCCUGAGAACUUCAAGUUCCUGGGCAGCAAGAAAGUGAUUGUGCUGUCUCCACACUUUGGCAACAACUUUACUCCAGCACUGCAAGCUGCUUUUGAGAAGCUGGUGGCUGCUGUUGCAGAUGCUAUGAUUUACAAGUAUUACUGA